Messenger RNA from Psylliodes chrysocephalus, 396 nucleotides. Lineage: Eukaryota; Metazoa; Arthropoda; Insecta; Coleoptera; Chrysomelidae. The record is from the annotation of a GenBank genome assembly.
UAUCAAGUACACGAAAAAUAUGGAAAGUGUCGCACACGAAGAUCCGGUACGGCCCAUGGUUUUGGAAUCCAUUGAGAAUCUGACUGUGACUGAUAAUAAUAAACUGGAUGAACCAAACACAUGCUACAAUGUUAAUGACUGGAUAAAUGCGAUAUUUGACGAGCAGUGGUUUCCAGGAAUAAUUGAAGUUAUUAAUGAUAACAAAAUGAUUAUAUCAUUUAUGGUCAGAAAAGAAAAUGGUUUUAAUUGGCCAAUGGUACCAGACAAACAGGUAUUAGAGCCUUCUGGAAUACUGUACAAAUUAAAGCUUCCUCCAGUACCAGUCUCUAACAGGUUAUUUCAAAUUCCAGAAGGUGAUCACGUUGACAAAAUUUUUCAUAGCAUAGUCGAUUGACC